AUGAAAAGAAUUUUUCAUUGUGAGGCAAAAGGAAAUGAAAAUGGCAUUAUCCAAUUUAUUUCGUUGUUGCUUUUUUUACUUCCGAUUUACCGAGCUCAAAAUACCCUGGAGUGCACUGAAAUGAUAAGGAAUAAUAAAUGCUCAUGUUAUACUUUUGAAGAUGCUGUUUAUCUUGAUUGCCAAGAUACAACCAUAAAGAAUAUUAAAAACGCUCUCAAAAGAGUAACAAACGUAUACUCUUUUUCUAUUUAUGAUCUCGACGCCAGCGAACAAGCUUUGGGACCACAUUUUAUACCGCAAGGCGCUUGUAUCAAAUAUAUACACAUAUCGCGAACUAACAUAGGAGACAUCGAUGAUGAAACUUUUAUGCCGCUGAGAAAGUGCCUUGAAACAUUAAGUAUUGUAUCGAGCAAGAUUAAGUUUAUACCUCAAAAAGCACUUUCCGGUAUGCUCAAGCUAAUGUCUCUUGAACUAGUAUCAAACUACAUCGAAGAAAUACCAAGCUACAGUUUUUAUGGACUUCCAUUAAAAAAAAUAAACAUUAGAGGAAAUAUUAUUCGACGUGUGUCUGAAACUGCAUUUACAACUUUAGAGUCGACACUUUUGGAAAUAGACCUUAGUGAAAAUAAUCUCACCACAUUUCCAAUAAUUUCUUUAGCGAAUUUAAAACGUCUUCAAACAUUGAAAUUAGCUUGGAAUGAGAUAUAUGCAAUUGAAAAUCUAGAAAAUUCCAAUCUGUUGUCAUUAGAAAAUUUAGACUUAAACUCCAAUAAUUUUGAAUUUAUUUCUGAAGACUGCCUUAAAUUUAGUCCGUCCCUAAAAGCGUUAUCGUUUCAUUUUAAUUUUAUAGCUAAUAUUCAUCACCGUGCAUUUUACUCCCUUGUUAAUUUGAAAUCUUUAGAUUUGAGUCACAAUCGAAUUAAAAUAUUACACACAAAUAUUUUUCAAAACAAUAAACAGAUAGAGAUUAUAGAUUUAAGUCAUAACCAUUUGCAUCAUAUUCAUGGCUUACUCUGCAAUAUGCCGUCUCUUAGUAAAAUAUUUUUAAGCCAUAAUAAUAUACUUGAAGUGCCAAUAGAUUCCUUUUUUAAUUCUAGUAAAAUUAGUGUGUUACACUUAGAUAAAAAUUGCAUACAUACUAUAAACAGUGAGAGUUUUAGGGAUUUAAAAUUUUUAGAAGAACUGCAAAUAGAUUUUAACUAUUUAAAUCAAGUGCCACAUAGUAUUUUAUCAAAUAAUAAAAACUUAACAAAAUUAAGAUUAGACAAUAAUAAAUUUAGUGAUUUCAAUAAUAACACAUUCGUUUCUCUAGUAAAUCUAAAAUAUUUAAAAAUAAAUAACAACGAGCUCAAAUCUAUUUCAAAAGAUAUUUUCAUAAAUUUAAUUUAUUUAGAAGAAAUUUACUUAAACCAUAAUAAAAUAGCUGUUAUCGAGUCUGGUACUUUUGAAAAAAUGUCAAACCUUAAGUUCAUCUCAUUACAUAAUAAUAAACUUACAGAUAUUGAUGACAUUUUGCCUAAAAUAAAUUCCAAAUUAAUUUUAUUAUUUCUUGAAUUCAACCAAUUAACUUCUAUAAAUUAUGAAUUUCUGGGACCACAAAGGAGAUUACAUCAACUAAGCUUGAAGAAUAACCGUUUAAAGUUUAUAUCCAAAAUGACAUUCAGUAAUCUCACCUAUCUAACGCGUUUAGAACUAAGUCAUAAUGAACUUUUGAUAAUAGACGACUUUUCUUUUCAACGAUUGAAUUCAGCUCGAUAUUUAGAUUUACAGUACAAUAAAAUAAAAAAUAUAUCUUCAUAUACUUUUUUUGGUUUAAGUGAAUUGGAAGAUUUAGACCUUUCAAAUAAUAAAAUUGUAUUUAUUUUUGAAAUGGCCUUUAACACUUUAAAAAAAUUGAGAAGCAUAAACUUAUCGUUUAAUCCCUUAAAAAUUUUGAACAAAAAUCUUUUUCAGCAAGGUUUACCGUUAAGUUCUUUGUUAUUAGAUAAUUCUGAAAUAGAACUAAUAGAAAAUGGUACAUUUCAUGGUUUAAACAAUUUGAAAUAUCUUUCACUCAGAAACAAUUCCUUAAAAUCGAGUGAUUUGAUGUGUCUCGAUAUUCCAGGCCUAAAAUUUUUAUCUUUAUCUUAUAACAUACUGGAUCAAUUACCUAUUGAUACCUUCUUGAACCUUCCACUGUUAGAAGUUCUUCUACUAGAACAUUGUAAUAUAGAAAAAAUUAUAGAAGCGAGUUUCAUUAAUAACAAGAACCUUUUUAAAAUAAACUUUGCACAAAAUAUAAUUAGUAACAUGCCUGAAAAACUAUUUGGUUCAUUUAAUUCAAUUACUGAAUUCAACAUAAGCAAUAAUUUUCUGGAUUACGUACCAUAUGGCUUAUUAGACAAUUUCACUUUGAUAGAAACUCUUGACAUAGCCGAUAACCUAAUACCAAAAAUAGAAAUAAGCGGCUUUGAAAAACUUACUAAAUUAAAAAAUUUAAUAUUACGCAAAAAUGAAAUAACCACAAUUACAUCUAGUAAAAAAAUUAUAUUGAACGAUUUAAUUUUAUUGGACAUUAGUUUCAACAGAUUAUAUAUAUUGCCUGAAUUUAUAUUUAAUAAUUUUCCAAAUAUUCAAAACAUCAAUAUUUCACACAAUAACAUACUGCACUUUAGUUUUUUAAUGUCAUAUAAAAGAGUAGGUGUGUCACUGAUUAAUAUGGACCUAAGUAAAAAUCCAGCAGUGAGCUGGACAACUGCGAAAAAAAAAGAGAAUAGUACUCUUGUAGACAGCUUAUAUGAAUUACACAUAAGUCUAACUAAUCUGACAAAUAUAGAAGAUAUAACGUUUGACUUAUUUACCAACUUACAACACCUAUUUUUACAAUUUAAUAAGAUUCGACGUCUAUCAAUAAGUCCAUUUUCAAAAUUAAUUUUUUUAGAGAGUUUAGAUUUGGGAUUUAACAGAAUUACUCAUCUGAAAACAAGCAACUUUCGUGGUCUAAUUAAAUUAAACUCUUUGUGUCUGUCUAACAAUAAUGUUGAAUCAAUGGAAUCCUUUGAUGAAGACUUAAGUAAUUUAAAACUCUUAGAUUUGUCUCAUAAUAAAUUACAAAACAUUAUUAACGAGCAUUUGAUUCAUUUGAAAGAACUAACAGUAUUGAAUCUUUCUUAUAAUAAUCUCAAGUAUUUGUCAGCUACCGCAUUCAAUAAUUUAAACAAAAUAAUACAAAUUGACUUAGAACAUAAUAAACUUCAAACCAUACCUCUGGAACUACUUACAUCUAUAGAAACUCACAUACAGGAUAUAUCAAUAAAAGAUAAUGUUAUAAUAUGUCGUUGUCAGAAGAAUAAUACGUGGACUUGGAUUCAGGAUCACCCAAAAAUAAUAAAAGCAUUCGGAUCAAUUUGUUAUAAUGAAGAUUAUCCUAAAGAAAAAUGCGACUUUCCUUUAAUUGUCCAAUUAUCCGUUGACAAACAUAAUGAUAAUUCUGUAUUAGUAACGUGGGUAAUAAGAAAUCGUACUGCUAUAAAGUCUCUAAAAAUUUUGUACUACAACGAAAAUAUAGAUUCUGAUGUCAAACUGAAAGAAGUUGAUAUAAAUUAUAUGUCAACAUUAAUAACUAAUCUUCUACCAAAUAUGAAUUACAUAGUUUGUGUUUUAACGAUGUACGAGAAUACGGUGAUAAAUAUUGAUGAAGAGAAUACCUUAAAUAUUAAUGAAACUGAUUAUAGAUUUAUCAACGUUACGUCAAAAAUGAGACGGAAUAUCGCAGCGUCACUCAUCACGCAAUCGCCGGCUAGCGAGUGCUUGUCUUUUGACACUUACAGAAAACCCGCAACAAUCAAAACAAAACCACACAAAGAAUUUAACGUAUCUUCUAUCUUAAAUAGGCGUACUGGAUUAACUGUAGGAUGUUGUCUAGGUUUUGUAGUAUUUUUUGUUAUGGUCACUGUUCUCUUAUACACUAAGUUUAAAGAGAGAAAACGAAUAGCCAAAUCCGAUCCAGCGUGGUCAGAGAUGAAUGACUAUCAUUCGCUACAGAGCAAAGAAGACAUUUUACAAAGUUCAACGACGGCCUCGACGGAUAAUAUUUUACUUGGGAUGACAAAAAAUCGCAAUAUAUCUUUCGAAAGAUAAAGUAAAAUGAAUUACGAGAAUAUUAGCUCAGAGUAAUUAAAUUUAAACUUGAAAUUAUUGUUUUGUGUAAUUGUUAUAGGAAAAUAUUAAAUUUUAUAACAAUAGAUGCUAAAUAUUUAUAACUUUGGGCCUAUAGUUAUUAGUAACGCUUAGAUUAUAUUUUGUAGGUUAAUAAUAGACUGUAUAAAUAGAAAAGUAAUGGUUAUAAAAAUAGGUUAGAAAAGUUUAUAACAUUAGUAGAUUAGUAGAUGAAAAUAUUUAUUAAAUUGUUGCCGCGUA
Messenger RNA from Melitaea cinxia (Glanville fritillary), 4398 nucleotides. Its product is annotated as protein artichoke-like. Bases 1 to 4119 code for a protein of 1372 amino acids. Gene Ontology annotation, molecular function: protein binding. Lineage: Eukaryota; Metazoa; Arthropoda; Insecta; Lepidoptera; Nymphalidae. The record is from RefSeq and is a predicted model, not a curated record. The transcript has 4 exons. Gene Ontology annotation, cellular component: plasma membrane.